Messenger RNA from Bufo bufo (common toad), 1564 nucleotides. RefSeq names its product deoxycytidine kinase (gene DCK). NCBI's taxonomy places the organism in Eukaryota, Metazoa, Chordata, Amphibia, Anura, Bufonidae. The transcript is spliced from 7 exons. Gene Ontology annotation, molecular function: deoxycytidine kinase activity; ATP binding. Gene Ontology annotation, cellular component: mitochondrion; cytoplasm. The record is from RefSeq and is a predicted model, not a curated record. Gene Ontology annotation, biological process: nucleobase-containing compound metabolic process. The coding region runs from base 35 to 850 and encodes 271 amino acids.
GAUCCAGAAGUCCGGUGCCAGUCUGUACCCUGCCAUGGCCACCCCGCCGAAGAGAAGCUGCUCCGACCUCCCUCCAUCACCCUCCUCUGAUACGUCCUCCCCGGGCACAAGGAGCAAGGUGAAGCGGAUCUCCAUAGAGGGGAACAUCGCUGCAGGAAAAUCCACAUUUGUCAAUAUCCUCAAGAAAUGCAAUGAGGACUGGGAAGUGGUUCCUGAACCCAUCGCAAGAUGGUGCAAUGUACAGAGCAAUCAAGAUGAAUUUCAGGAGCUCACCACUUCACAGAAAAGUGGUGGCAAUCUUCUCCAGAUGAUGUAUGAGAAGCCUGAACGCUGGUCCUUCACCUUUCAAUCCUAUGCCUGUCUCAGCCGUAUUCGAGCCCAGUUGAAUGCCUUUGGAGGGAAGCUGAGAGAAGCUGAAAAACCUGUGCUCUUUUUUGAGCGUUCAGUUUACAGUGACAGAUACAUUUUUGCCUCCAAUUUGUACGAGGCAGAGUGUAUGAAUGAAACAGAAUGGACAGUUUAUCAAGAUUGGCAUGAAUGGAUGAAUUCUCAGUUUGGAGCUGAUCUUCAGCUUGAUGGUAUUGUCUAUCUCCGUGCAGCACCUGAGAGUUGCCUAAAAAGAAUUUAUACUCGUGGAAGAGAAGAGGAGCAAGGAAUUCCUAUGGAAUAUCUAGAGAAACUUCAUUAUAAGCAUGAGAGCUGGCUCCAUCACAGAAACAUGAGGAUGGAUUUUGCAUAUUUGCAUGAUGUCCCCAUUUUGACACUCGAUGUCAAUGACGAUUUUAAAGAUGAUAAACAGAAACAAGAAUGCCUAAUAGAGAAGGUUAAAGAAUUCUUAAGCACGUUAUGACAAGUGGAAUGACAUACUGUAACUGUACAAUUAAUCCUUUUUUUAUUUGCUGUAAGAGGGGCAGGCAUUUUUUAUUUUUUCAGCCAUUAUUGUGUGAGAACUUUUUUUGUUUGUUUGUUCCCCCUCUCUAAUUUACAGUUCAGCCACUUAACAGGUUUAGUGUAUUAAUUAUGUAUUUGUACAUAUAUUUUUAUUUAAAAAAAAUUGCUGUCCCGUCAAUUAUUUUAUAUUUGUGUAACGUGUCUACAAAUAUCAUGCUUUGGACACCUCCUAGUUAUAAAGCUGGCUGGCUAAUGUGUAGUGGGGGAUCUUCUGAGUCUACCCUGGUGGCAGAUGGGGGCAAUUGCCACUUGCCAAAUACUUGCAUGUGAUGUAGUCUGGAGAAAUCUUUGGAAGCGCAAACAUUCAGCCAACAGCUAUUUCAAGUAUAUGGGGGAUUAUGCAGGGGGUUUAUAUUGAUGACCUAUCCUCAGGAUAGGUCAUCAAUAUCAGAUAGCCACGGAUCUGGCACCCCUGCCGAUCAGAUUUUGGAAGAGGUGGUGAACGUUGCUUCCUAUUCAUUAUUGCGCUGUGCGCCUUCUCGCUUGUAGUGGUGGCGCAGUGUAAUUACAAGUGCUCGUCCCGGUGACGACGUAAAUGUGGCGAGUGUUUGUAAUUACACUGCGCCACCAAGACCACGCACAGUGUAAUGAAGAGGACACAACGCUUAUAUGA